Olea europaea var. sylvestris is the source of this 849-nucleotide messenger RNA. RefSeq lists its product as uncharacterized. The record is from RefSeq and is a predicted model, not a curated record. Bases 1 to 849 code for a protein of 282 amino acids. The transcript is spliced from 3 exons. NCBI's taxonomy places the organism in Eukaryota, Viridiplantae, Streptophyta, Magnoliopsida, Lamiales, Oleaceae.
AUGUCCAAACUAACUAAUGCCUUAGCUGUAGGAGAGCGGGUAAAAUUCUCAUCGCAAGCUCAACUGAACCCUAGGAGGCAACACUUGGCACAAACUUUAGGGUCAGGAGAAAGCAAUCUUAGAGAAAUAAAUGCCAUAACCAAUCGGUCUGGUAAGGUCAUAGAACCAAUUCUCAAACCUAAGGAAAAUGAAAAGGUCCCUGACAAUACAGAAGAGAGCACCCCUAGUAAGGAGGUGGUGAAAAAUCCAUCUAGAGUGCCUUUUCCUCAAGCUCUCAAGUCUACCUCAAAAUCUGUCGGCCAACAUAAUGAAAUCCUAGAGCAUCUAAAACAAAUCACACCAAAGUAUAAAGGCCCUGGUUGUCCUAUUGUCUCUUGCAUCAUCGGGAACCAUGAGAUUUCACAAGUCCUUCUUGAUCUAGGGGCUAGUGUCAAGAUCAUGCCGGGAGUAGUUGAGGAUGUGUUGGUACAAGUUGACAAAUUUUACUACCCUAUUGACUUCUUGAUUUUGGACCUAAAAGUUGAUGUGAAUGUUAACUCCAAAAUUCCCAUAAUUCUUGGUGGACUUCUUCUUGCCACAGCUAAUGCUCUUAUCAAUUGCAGGAAUGGUCUAAUGAAACUAUCAUUUGGGAACAUGACCCUGGAUGUCAAUAACUUUCACAUCAUCAAGCAACCUAAGGAGGAUGACGAGUGUUAUCAAACAUUCAUGAUUAAUGCACUCGUUCAGGAGAAAGCACCUGCGAUUAUUGACCGCGAACAUUUAAACACUUUCCUUUCAAAUUCUAAAAUUCUAGCAGGGUAUGAUGAUGGGGAAUAUGCUAAUAUUUGUCCUGCCUUUGACGAUUUGUAG